Funneliformis mosseae is the source of this 714-nucleotide messenger RNA. Lineage: Eukaryota; Fungi; Glomeromycota; Glomeromycetes; Glomerales; Glomeraceae. The record is from the annotation of a GenBank genome assembly.
AUGGCCAUUACUGUCAUUUCAGUACAACUAUCACCGGAGCAACAAAAAGUUCUCGAUAGUUUGAAUCCGAGGCAAAGAAGGAUGUAUGAUGCUUAUGAUGCUACGCCAGGAAAAGUUCGUUAUCUAGAAGGAAUUUUAGAAGAUCGUAAAAAAUCGGAAGUCGGAUGGGAACUAAUGACUCUUUCAAUUUACACAAUAACCACUAUUGUUGUUACUUUUGUAAAUGCACGAUAUUUUAAUAGUGAAGAUUCGACAAAAACCUUUGUCAUAACUAUAAAUAGUGUUUACUACGGAAUCAAGUCAAUUAUUAUGGGAAUAAAGUUAGAACGUGAUGGUCUAAUUUAUAAUAAAUAUAACGAUCUUAUUAUUAUUUCACCAGUCAUCAUAGGAAUUGUUAUUGCGAUUUUAUUGGGAAUUUUCGUCGUAUCACCAACAAUCACAAUUUCUUUCGUAAAUGUUGGGCUGGAGAUGUCGAAGUUCGCCAUUCUAUUGAUUGAAUCUCAAAAAUCUUGUAUGAAGAAAAUGCGCGUACCAUUUACAUCUCAGCUACCAAAAGAGGGACAUGACGCCAAGAGAUUAUUAAUUUGUUUUACGAAACGAAGUAAAACAAGGGAUCCUGUGGGGUCUGAGCUACCUCUUGUUGGGUCAAUAGUUGAUAAAGCAUUACUACAUAAUGUUUCAAAUAUGUAUUCUUUCCUUUAUAAAAUUGCAUAG